Messenger RNA from Laccaria bicolor S238N-H82, 2046 nucleotides. RefSeq lists its product as uncharacterized. The coding region runs from base 1 to 2046 and encodes 681 amino acids. The transcript is spliced from 9 exons. The record is from RefSeq and is a predicted model, not a curated record. NCBI's taxonomy places the organism in Eukaryota, Fungi, Basidiomycota, Agaricomycetes, Agaricales, Hydnangiaceae.
AUGUCUUCACAAGAAAUCUCGGACCCACAGGAAUCAACGCAAAAAGUACUGGUUCGACAAGCCCUCGAAGCUAACAAAAGGCUCCAACAGAUUCUCAUUGAGAAGGCCCAUAGGAUUGAAGCAGAACUCGCACAUGCGGACAAGCUUCUGCUAGCACAGAUGACGGCUCUGACGACCCACACGUUGACGUGGAGAUUCCUGGUGCAAAAAAAGCUGCUGGACUCUCCUUUCUUUGCGGAGGCUUCGCGAAGGUUGCAAUAUAUGAAUAGUAUAACCGCUCAUCCUAUGAGGGGGAAAGAGUUGGAUUCGCUAGCGGAGGCGGUAAGGCGCGAAAAUCAGCGCCUACAAGCGUACAUAUCUCGUGGGGGCGGCUCUGUUCAGAUCGACUUGGAAAGAAACGUCGAAGGGCUCGACUGGUCUCUCAUAGCGGAAAAGGUCUCUGAUGUAUCGAAAUUCAAGUACACAGCUGACGAGUGUCGCAUUCGUUGGCUUGGCGACAGACAUCCGCAAAUUAACCAUAACGAAUGGACGGCAUCUGAGCUAAAAAACCUAGGGGUUCUUGUUUCCACUUAUCGCGACAAAUCCAGCAAGGUAGAUUGGGUCGAAGUCGCUGCAAAGCUUGGUACGAAUCGUACACCCAUAGAUUGUAUGAGACAAGGCCUUCCUCGUCAACGUCACGGCUGGACUGCCGAGGCUGAUAAGAAGCUUCUUGACGCUGUACAAUUGUUCGGUAUCGAUAAUUGGAAUCUUGUUGCAAGGCACGUCUCAGAGCAUGCAACUGGUGUUCAGUGCCAAACGCGAUAUCGUAAAUCGCUUGAUCCUUCCAUUAAGAGGGGUGCUUGGACACAAACGGAAGACGAACGGCUGAGAAAAGCCGUCGCAGCAUAUGGGAACGCUUGGAUGAAAGUUGCUGAAGCCAUGCCUGGCCGAACAAAUGACCAGUGUCAUGAGAGAUGGACUGAAAAGUUGAACGUGUCAGCCACCGCUAUGUCCUGGACCGAAGACGAAGAUCGGGUUCUGCUGGAGUCCGUCAAGACUAUGGGAAAUCAGUGGAAAGCUAUUAGUGUGAAGAUCGGUAACGGCAAAACUGGGACAAAUUGCCGCCUCCGCCAUGACAAAUUGAAGAAGCUUGCUGCAAAGGAGAAGGUUCCGGAGCAACCAUGUGCCAGACCCUCCACCUCAUAUACCCCUCCCGACGUGCAACCUUCAUGUUCAAUUGCGAAUGCCAUCCCAACCCCUGACGCCGAUAGCACUGCAGCUGUCGCUCCGAAGCCCAAACCAAAAGCUAUAGGUAAAGGGAAGGGUAAAGCAGUUGUCCAAACCUCAAUCCUUGUUGUUCCUGACAACUCCGAUGAGGCAUCCGUAACACCUGCUGGUGCUAGCGAGAUGCCAGCCGCCACCCUCAAGAAAGGAAGGAAGCGAACCGCAGACAAUGACCAACCUGCUGCUCCGACCAAAAAGAAGAGGAAGAUCGAAAACCUUGCCCCUACCGAGGGAGAAACUUUGAUUGUUGGUAGGCCAGAAGAACUAGGUCCGUCUCAAGUCAGCACCACGGCUACAAAGCGACCAAGGCCGAGGCCUAUCAAGAGGGGAAAGGGAAAUCAAGGCGGCCUGACGGGCCCGUUGCCAGACACUAACAUGUCGCAAGACUCGCCUCAAAAAUCUUCUGUCGAUGCUCCAAUGAUGGUUGACACUGCAAAGUCGUCCAAUGCGAGCCUGACAAUUGCACCUGAGCCCCCAGAGGUGGGGACCAAGCUUACAGCAAAGUCAAGAGCGCGGACUCGAAAAACGGUUCCAGAUGUUGCUCCUCAAGACCCCGUUCCACCAAAGAAGACGAAUAAGAGGGUAGCAAACGUGCCCAUAUUGGGAUCAAGGCGAUCUUCACGCCUUGCUUCGCAAGUCACGGAAGUGGCAUCGUCUAAUAGCAUUCAACUAGCUACUACAUCUGAACCUAUCGGAGUAAAUUCUACCACAGGGCAGCCAACGACGGUUCAACCUGCCACCGGAGAUAUAGCCCUUCCGCAUGCAAAUCAGGGAGAUAUGUGA